Molecule: messenger RNA, 507 nt
Organism: Suillus subaureus
Lineage: Eukaryota; Fungi; Basidiomycota; Agaricomycetes; Boletales; Suillaceae
Exons: 12
Coding region: 1-507 (168 amino acids)
Source: RefSeq, a predicted model, not a curated record
AUGUACAAACAACAUGUAAAUAAACACGGCUGCAGCCUGCAAGGAUCCAAAGGAUCUACCAUAAUGCUAACUUUCACGCUUGAACUUAGUGUUAGUUUUCUGGUGUCUUUGUCUCAAGUAUGUGUAUUGGUGUCUGGGUGUCUCUAUGUCUUAUAUUCGUCUCUACAGAACUCAGUGUCAGUUUUCUGGUGUCUUUGUCUCAAGUAUGUGUAUUGGCAUCUGGGUGUCUCUCUAUGUCUUAUAUUAGUGUUGUACCCUGCGUCUGUCUGGCAUUGUGACUUAGCAUCUGGGGUUUCUUUCAGCGCCUGGAAGUCUAUGUGUAUUUGUUUGCAGUGGGUAAUCUGGGGGACUUUAAUGUGGUGCAUGCCACUUUGCAUGCCACUUGCAAUUGUUUCUUAUUCAACUGGUCAUAAUCUUUAUGUAGACUUUCUUGGAGUGUACAGCUUUGGUGAGGAGGGCCCCCUCAUCAAAGUCGUGCACUUCUCUUUAUUUUUUGUUGUAUUAUGA